Messenger RNA from Lampris incognitus (smalleye Pacific opah), 4024 nucleotides. It is a transcript of the gene sall3b, whose product is annotated as spalt-like transcription factor 3b. NCBI's taxonomy places the organism in Eukaryota, Metazoa, Chordata, Actinopteri, Lampriformes, Lampridae. The coding region runs from base 114 to 3938 and encodes 1274 amino acids. Gene Ontology annotation, biological process: regulation of transcription by RNA polymerase II. The record is from RefSeq and is a predicted model, not a curated record. The transcript has 4 exons. Gene Ontology annotation, cellular component: nucleus. Gene Ontology annotation, molecular function: DNA-binding transcription factor activity, RNA polymerase II-specific; RNA polymerase II cis-regulatory region sequence-specific DNA binding.
CGGCCAGACGCCACCGAGCCGAUACCCUCCUCUAUUAAUAAGUGGCCCGACUCUCACCGGCGUUUGUCGAUGAAUCGGCGGAAGGCAGGAGCAACUUCCAGACAACUACCAGCAUGUCCCGCCGCAAGCAAGCCAAGCCGCAGCACCUCAGGUCGGACGAAGACGCGCCGAGAGCUGACGUGCCCGUAGACCACGGCAUGUUGGAAGGAAUGGAGAGGGAGGAGGUUAAUGGAGGUGAGAGUCGCAGCGGCAGCGAGGAAACGCACAUCUGUGAGAAGUGCUGUGCCGAGUUCUUCACUUGGUCCGAGCUGAGGGAACAUCAGACGGUCUGCAUCGAGGAUCCCCAGGUGCUUAUAGUGAAAGAAGAUGAAGGGGGAGCAGCCGCUCCAAAGGAUUCCCCUGUCAGGCCCUCCCCUGUUCCCAGCUUAGCGUCCAGCGACUCAACAGUGGCAGAAUCCACUUACGAGGGUUUUGAACUUGGUGAGACGUUGACAAAUGACAAUGACAGCUCAGGUGUCCUCGAAGAAGGGAGGGAGCAGGAUGAGCCCAUGGAGCUUGAACAUCGUCCAUGGGACAAAUACACAGGAGCCUCCAGCCCUCUUCCUCCAGAUUCAGUUGAGUCUGUUUCCCCUCAGAUGACAACCGCUGGCAACUACAGCAUGCCAAGUACCAAUGUAACUCUGGAGAUCCUUCACAGCACCAGAGUGGCUGUGGCCCAGUUUUCCCAGGGAAUAAGCAGCAGUGGUGCUGGUGGAAAAGAGGUUUCAGCAGCCAUCCCAGUCAUCCUGGAGCACCUGCUAGCUCUGCAGCAGCAACAGGUCCACCAGCUACAGCUCAUUGAGCAGAUCCGCAGCCAGGUAGCCAUCAUGAACAAACAGCCCACCCAGGCAGCGUUAAACCCGGUCUCCAGAGCACUAUCUCUGGCACCUAACCCCUUCCCAUCUCCGGGCCUUAUUCCUCCAUCUAUCCUUCCCUUGUCAGGAACAAUGCCCUCAGCCAUCAAUGGACAGGCCGCUGUUUCUUUGUCAUCUGUGCUUGAGAGAUCAACUCUCUCAGUGCAAACGGUGUGUGGGCCAUCCAACUUUAAAGAUGCAACAUGUACCUCAGCCUCUUCGGAAAACGCAGCCCCGCCCCCCUCCAGCAGCAGCAGCAGCAGCAGCAGUAGUGUUUCCACAUUACUGCCUCCUUACACAGGCUCACACAUAAGCAGCGUUAGCUGUGCUCAGACACUGAGCUCCACCAGCCCGCUGUCCCUGCGGCAGAGCAGUCUCCUCAGCUCAUCCUCUAGCUUGCCAUUUCUACCUCAGAGCCCCCCCAGCAGCGUCAUUUUCCCCAAUCCCUUGGCUAGCAUUGCUGCCACAGCUAAUGCACUCGAUCCAUUGGCCGCCCUGAUGAAGCACAGGAAAGGAAAGCUGCCCAACGUGUCUCUCUUCGACACAAAGCCCAGCUCGGAGGAACCCUUCUUCAAGCAUAAAUGCAGGUUCUGUGCCAAAGUGUUUGGCAGCGACAGCGCUCUGCAGAUCCACCUGCGCUCCCACACAGGAGAGCGGCCCUUCAAGUGCAACAUCUGCGGCAAUCGCUUUUCCACAAAAGGGAACUUAAAGGUCCACUUCCAAAGGCACAAAGAAAAGUAUCCUCAUGUUCAGAUGAACCCAUAUCCUGUGCCAGAGUACUUAGACAAUGUGCCAACAAGUUCUGGGAUUCCCUAUGGGAUGUCAUUCCCCCCAGAAAAGACGGGCUCUUCAUGGCUUGAUAGCAAACCUGUAGUAGCUACUCUGCCCACCCCUAUGGGUCUUCCGCUUUCCUCCACUCAUACCAGCAUAGGAAGCUCAAAUGACCCUGUAAGUGUAACACCAUCCAUUAAAUCUCCCUAUCGGUCAGCCUCUGGUGAAUGUGUGUCUUUGUCACCUAAUCAUCCAGGCAGUGAGCCUCAUAUCCCUCCCGUUUCAGAGUCUCCACAGUCUAACCGUGAGACUGAAGCCUCUGAUAUACUUAAAUCAGAUGGAGUACAUCUGCCCCCAAACUGCAACCUGAGACUGAGGGUCAAUCCAGUUACUGUGGCAACAAGCACCACAGCCCAGACUUUGUCCACCACAUCGGAGCCCACCACCCCAGCAUCCUCUGUUCCCAACUCUCCUCCCUCCACGGUCAAGUUGGAUCAGCUGAAGUUAACAUCUGGCAGCUUCCUCGACUCUAUGCAAACUUCUGAGACCUCAAAGCUGCAGCAGUUGGUGGAGAAUAUUGACAAAAAGAUUUCGGACCCCAACCAGUGUGUCCUCUGUCAUCGUGUUCUCAGCUGCCAGAGCGCGCUGAAGAUGCACUACCGCAUCCACACCGGGGAGAGGCCCUUUAAAUGUAAAGUAUGUGGCAGGGCUUUCACCACCAAAGGCAACCUGAAGACUCACAUUGGCGUUCACAGAGAAAACCCUCCAGUGCAUGUACAACACUCAUGUCCCAUCUGCCAGAAGAAGUUUACCAAUGCUGUUGUCCUACAGCAGCACAUCCGUAUGCACAUGGGAGGGCAGAUUCCAGAGUCCUCUCCUAUGGUGGGGUUGCAGGAGAUGGACAAUAACUUAUCUUUCGGCGAGAAGAACUGUGACAGCCUCAGCAGCAACGACAAUGACCUCAUGGAUGAUAUUUCAAUUGAGGAUGAUGAUGAGGAAGAGAUAGAAGAAGACAUAGAAAAUAGUAUUGGUGGUGUAAGUCCUGUCAAGCCUUUGAGCUCUGUCUGCGAUUCCUCUCCUAAGCCUUCUACCAUUAUUUCCAGCAUCACAGCCCAGGAGGACCAAAUGAAUAUGACCGACUCCAUAGCAAGCCUAAACUACUCCUUUGACGUAAAGUCACUGACUAAUGGUUUCAUGGAUGGAGGCCAACUUGCUGUCAACUGCUCUCUAACAGACAAAAAGAUGGAGAGGCUCAGUGCAGGUAGCCCAGCUGUGUCUGAAUCCUCCAGCUCCCCCCACCAGUCAGCAUCCCCUAUACAAAGCAAUUCUGAUUGCAUAAGCAAAUCUCCAGCAGUUAACAACAGGCCAGAGUCUCAAGAGCCUUUGUCAGCCUCAGUGAAGAAGGAGCAAUCUGAUUCUCCCAGCUCUGUGCCAGGAGGUGGAUUGGCCCAGGACCUGAGGGGAAUACAGUCCGGCAAACUGUGUGUGAAAGAAGAGAGUCCUUACAGUAUGCUGUUCCAGAUGAGCAGGGAUCGAGCUGUUGGACAAAGUGUUCCAAGCCUGGCUAUCAGCACUCCAUCUGGCAUGAUAAAAACGGAGGUGAAUGGGCACAGUCAACCAAACAUUUCAAAUGAGGGGCAGCACCUUCCAUUUAGUCUCCACAUCCCGCCAGCUUAUCCCUCUGUGGGCAGCCCAGGAAUGACCUCCCUGCUUGGGUCUGCUCCUCCUCGGCGGACGCCAAAGCAACACAACUGCAAUGUUUGUGGGAAGAACUUCUCAUCAGCCAGCGCCCUCCAGAUUCAUGAGCGAACACACACUGGGGAGAAACCUUUUGUUUGCUCUAUUUGUGGCAGAGCCUUCACCACUAAAGGCAAUUUGAAGGUUCACAUGGGCACUCACAUGUGGAACAACGCACCAGCCAGAAGAGGCCGACGCCUGUCUGUAGAGAACCCUAUGGCGCUGCUUGGUGGAGAUGCCAUGAAGUUUGGAGAGAUGUUUCAGAAAGACCUGGCCGCUCGAGCCAUGAAUGUAGACCCAGGAUUUUGGAACCGCUAUGCAGCAGCUAUCACCAAUGGCCUGGCCAUGAAGAACAAUGAGAUCUCAGUCAUCCAGAAUAGAGGCAUCCCUCAGCUUCAUUCUAUGACUGCAGGCAUGGACCGAGUCAACAGCGGAGGAAAUCCAAUAACAAGUCUGGGAAAGACGGGCAUGGACCUGGGAGCUAAUAGGCAUUUUUCAAUGUUGAUUGAUGACAGUAAAGAGAUUGGGAUCAAUUGAAUAAAGCUGAUUAAUGAAUAAAUUCAUUAUGCAAACUAUUGAGAGAUUUGUAGAACAUCUUGUUGGUUCUUAUGUAUUGUAUUAUA